Molecule: messenger RNA, 675 nt
Organism: Toxotes jaculatrix (banded archerfish)
Lineage: Eukaryota; Metazoa; Chordata; Actinopteri; Toxotidae
Product: C-X-C motif chemokine 10-like
Exons: 4
Coding region: 15-452 (145 amino acids)
Biological process (GO): neutrophil chemotaxis; chemokine-mediated signaling pathway; cellular response to lipopolysaccharide
Cellular component (GO): extracellular region
Molecular function (GO): chemokine activity; CXCR chemokine receptor binding
Source: RefSeq, a predicted model, not a curated record
AAAGAGUGAGACCCAUGCGCUGUAUGCCAUCAGAAGUCCACACUGAAGAGAGACACUGCACUGGGAGCCAGAACCUGUCUACAGCCACAACUAUGAAUUCAGCUGUCACUGCCUUCCUCGCCUGCCUGCUGGUCCUCUGUGCACAAGGGCAGCUAGACAACGGAUUUAGCAACUGCAAGUGUUCAAAGAGUUAUGUGGGCAGGAUCAACUCGCAGCUCAUCCAGUCAGGGCCAGUCGUACACAACCCAAGUGUCUUCUGUCCACAUAUUGAGAUCAUUAUUACCUUAAAAGGAAAUAAGGAAAGAUGCGUGGAUCCACAGUCGCCACUCGGAAAGCUCAUCCUGAAAAACAAACACAAGCACGACAAGAAAACAGCUGUGACCGUGACAGCGGCUUCUGGGCAAACAAAUACUCAGAGCUCACCAUCAGCACACACCUCAUCCAGGCUCUAGGACUCUGCACUGAAGACGGAUCAGGGCAAACACUGUUAGUAUAGAAGAAGCUGUUCACCGCCACUGCCUCUGUCAUUCAUACAAGGAGAGUUCAAAACAUUACCAAUGGCCAGUCAUCUAUUUUUUCUCUGUUCCUAAGUUGUCUUGUCAUGUAUAUAUGUAAUAAAUGAUCUAUAUGUAUAUAAACUUUAAUAAUAUGAAAAAUAAAACACACGUGAUGGGA